Molecule: messenger RNA, 1878 nt
Organism: Prunus armeniaca (apricot)
Lineage: Eukaryota; Viridiplantae; Streptophyta; Magnoliopsida; Rosales; Rosaceae
Source: the annotation of a GenBank genome assembly
AUGGUGGGGCCGGUGCUUCGCUCUCUCUGGUCCUCCACCCGCAACUCUUUCUCUUCCUCAGCUUCAUCCAUCGCUCCCAAACCGUACCUACUGCCCCCACGCGCCUCAGCACUCGCACGCGCCUUCUCGGCAGCCACUGCGGCCUCCGAUGCUACUUCACCGAGCAGCGCGCUGAACCCAAGCCGGCUCCGCAGCGUGGCGGUAAUAGCUCAUGUUGACCAUGGCAAGACCACGCUCAUGGACCGCCUCCUCCGCCAGUGCGUGGCCGACAUCCCCCAUGAACGCGCCAUGGACUCCAUCAGCCUGGAGCGGGAGCGCGGCAUCACCAUCGCCUCAAAGGUCAGUUACAUCAGUUCCGUGAAGGAGUAUGAGCUAAACAUGGUUGGUACGCCUGGACACGCAGAUUUUGGUGGUGAAGUUGAGCGGGUUGUUGGUAUGGUUGAGGGGGCAAUUUUAGUUGUUGAUGCUGGGAAGGUCCGCCUGCGCAGACAAAUUUCAGAAGAGAUGUGUAAUGAAGUUGAGAGUUUGAUAUUCGAUCUUUUUGCGAAUCUUGGUGCUUCAGAGGAGCAGCUAGAUUUUCCUGUGCUGUAUGCAUCUGCUAAGGAAGGUUGGGCUUCCACCACUUACACCAAAGAUCCACCUGCUGAUGCAAGAAAUAUGUCACGGCUGCUUGAUGCCAUUAUAAGUCAUGAUGUGGAAAUGCCUUCGUGGAUGGAUUUGAAAGCUAGGCACCGCAUUCGUGUUGGUGACAGAGUUCAUAGGCUGCGUCACAAAGGUUCUGGGGUUGAGAAAAUUGAAGAAGGGAAGGUUGUGAAACUGAUGAAAAAGAAGGGAACACAGAUGGCCCUAAUUGAUAGUGCUGGAGCUGGUGACAUAGUAUCCAUGGCUGGGUUGGCAAGUCCAUCUAUUGGCCAUACGGUCGCAAACGUUGAGAUUAUGAGUGCAUUACCCACCGUUGAGUUGGAUCCCCCAACUAUUUCCAUGACUUUUGGUGUUAACGAUUCUCCAUUAGCUGGUCGUGAUGGUACCCACCUCACUGGAGGAAAAAUUGGUGAUCGGCUAUCAGCUGAAGCGGAAACCAAUCUUGCCAUUAAUGUUCUUCCAGGCUUAUCAGAAUCAUAUGAAGUUCAAGGGAGGGGAGAGCUUCAACUAGGUAUUUUAAUUGAGAAUAUGAGGCGGGAAGGCUUCGAGCUGUCUGUCUCACCUCCCAAAGUCAUGUAUAAAACGGAGAAUGGUCAAAAGCUUGAGCCAAUUGAAGAAGUUACUAUUGAGGUAAAUGAAGAGCAUGUCGGGUUAGUUAUGGAAGCCUUAUCUCAUAGGCGAGCUGAGAUUGUUGACAUGGGUCCUGUUCCAGGAAGUGUUGACAGGACUAGAUUGUCUUUGACAUGUCCAUCAAGGGGUCUGGUUGGUUACAGAAGCGUGUUUAGCAGUGACACACGUGGAACUGGAUUUAUGCAUCGCGCUUUCUUAACCUAUGAAAAAUACAGAGGUCCUCUUGGAAAUGUCAGGAAAGGAGUGUUGGUGUCAAUGGGCUAUGGUACAAUCACAGCCUAUGCGUUAAUGAGUUUAGAACCUCGAGGAACUCUUUUUGUGAAUCCUGGCAUGGAGACAUAUGAUGGCAUGAUUGUUGGCGAACAUUCGAGGGACACAGAUCUAGAUGUCAACCCUGUAAGAAAUAAGGAACUUACAAAUGUGCGUGCUGCAAGCAAGGAUGAGAAUGUGAAACUAGCUCCUCCUCGCCUUAUGACUCUUGAAGAAGCGAUAGGCUAUGUAGCCUCUGAUGAGCUUAUUGAGGUUACACCAAAGGCCAUUCGGUUAAGGAAAAAAUAUAUGGACGUUAACAAGCGUAAAAGCAUGAGUAAACGGCAAAAGGAAUAA